This is a messenger RNA of Seminavis robusta, 3633 nucleotides long. The record is from the annotation of a GenBank genome assembly. Lineage: Eukaryota; Bacillariophyta; Bacillariophyceae; Naviculales; Naviculaceae.
AUGAUGUUCACGUAUCCUCGCAAUGGCGCAUUGAGGUCGUCCUGGACUAGCACCGUAGCUGUUUGCAGCGGUCUCCUAUUUCUUCUUACCACUCCCAUUGCCGUGCAUGCCCAAGUUGUUGUCGAAAAUGUGGUUACUAGUGCCGAGUCGGCCACAAUCGUCAUUGGCGGCGAUAGAGGAUGGACUGAAGGGGUCUGUUACCAACCAGUCCAAGGUGGCACUGGUGUCUUUCCUGGCGAUCGGUUGGAAUUUCGUUUUGCUGCCCACAAUGUCUACCAAAUGGCUUCACUCCAAGACUUUAUGGAUUGUAACUUUACUGAUGCCACUCUCUUGGCACAAGUUGGAGAGGCCCCUUUUACAUACACCAUUCCUGACGAAUCCGAUGACGUAUUGUACUUUGCCUGCCAGGUUGGCGAUCAUUGUUCUUCUGGCACGCAAAAGGUACAAGUCCCCGUAACCUCCUUUUGGACUGGCGGUGGAGGUGAGCGUCUACCACCUGUGUCUAGUGUUCUCUUUGGAGCUUCAGCGGAUGACUGCAAUGCAUUGCAAUCAGGAGUAGUUGAUGAAAGCACCCAAUUGGAGGCAAACAGGUUGCAAGCGCAAUGCAGCGAUCCAGAGCCAGUGGAGGGCGAAUCGCAUACCUUCACCAGGUCCUGUUUGAGUGGACCAGCUACUUUGACACCCGGCGGAGUCAUAAACCGACUAUUCUUGAUGUACUACCCAUUCCCCCGAGACACCCGUGUGGCUUUGGGGCAAAGGAACUUUGAGUUUGUCACUGGGUCGUUUGAAGAAGGGAUCGUCCCAGUGCCCGUCAACCAAUUGUAUGUCCAUCAUUUGUCUGGAAACAUUGUCUUCGGGCAAGGAGCUGAAGGAUUGCGUCAAGACGCCCCAGAUGCCCCUUUCAAGGAGCCUUAUGCUAUCAUGUCAGGAGAUGAAGGAGAUUUCACCAUCAUGCAUUUGAUCGAUUUGCGAGAAGUCGACGAUUGGUUGUCUUGUAUUGAAUGCCGAUGUCCUACCAGCAGCGACGGAAGCUACCUGGAUGAGCUGGCCAACACUGGAAACAUCACAGGAGGAGUCAACUGUUGCACCAACUGUACGGACUUGGAAGGACCUACUGUGGACUAUCGCAUGCGUUACAACGUUACUUACCGAGAACUACAAGCCGAAGACGAACCAGUGACCCAUGUGACGUAUCUCACUGCUGAUAUCUCCCCAGCUAUCGGUAUGUUUUUGGAAUAUGAUGUGCCAAGCUACGAGUAUUUGCCCCAAGAGCAGCAAGCUCCAGAAGAUUCUCGUAUUCAGCGCUUGGAACGGAUCGAGCCGUUCAAUGAAAUGUUCAAGGACAGCUUCUUCCAAGGCGACUAUUCUGGCCCAGAAGAGGUCCAGCUACUACGUUGCGUGGCCCACUUGCAUGUGGCUGCCAUUGGCCAGUGGUUGGAAGAUGCUGAAACCGGUGAACUCUUGUGCUCUGGAGAAACCAUCUAUGGAACCAAUCCAGAGACAGACGAAGGCUUCUUGACAGCAGUGUCCGUCGACGACCACGAUCCACCCAUUACCUUCCCAGCUGAUCGUGUGGUGCGAUUUGUUACGGACUACAAUGCAACAAAUCUCCAUACUGGAGUCAUGGGAUACUUGUUCGUUUUCGUGGCUACGCCCAACCAAGUAACCUCGAAAGACGUUAACCUAACAGUGGAUGUGUGCAUCCAAUCUACCUGUGAUACUUCGUUGCUUCCUGAUAUUGAUCUGGAGGCCUUUCAAACGUCGCUGGCAUUCCCUGUGGAACGUCAGGCAGAUCCCGGGUGCGUGGAUACAAUCGAAGAGAGCCCCUCUUGUACCUUUGGUGGGCUGUGCGAUUGCGAGAGCUUUGUCAACGCACCCGAGAGCUCGGGCUGCAAUGGCUUCUAUGCAAGCGCUUUUGGUGACAUCGAGAUCCGAUCUGUCUGUGCCAAUUAUUGUGGAUGUGAUGUGACAACAGCUGCUGCCAUGGACAGUGACAUACCACCAACAAUUUCUGCUACAGAAGCACCGGGACAGGUCUUCACCAGCUGCAAGGACACCCUGGCUGACAACCCAGCUUGUAUAUUUGGAAACCUCUGUGAAUGCGAGGAAUUUGUUAACCUGCCAGAAAGUGGUGGUUGCGGCGGAGUGUACAGCACAGAGAUGGGUGAUAUUGUUGUGAGUGAUGUCUGCGCAGCAUACUGUGGUGACUGCGCAGAAGUUUCGUUGGAAGAACUUUUUCAGGAAGCCUACCAGGAGGUUGUGACUAUGAGCUUCCAUGAUAAGUGCCUCUUCUCUACCAAGGAAUGCCAGUCGCUUUUGUCCAAUAUGUAUUCUUGCGCUGAGGAGAAACCUGGGAUCGAGACAUUGGACCCUCUGAUUCGCAAUUUCGUUGUGACGAGAGGACGGAGUGUUGCUCUCGAGAGCGCCAAACUGGGACACCCGACUCUUCAUGUGGAUCAAGAAGAUCAAGUUGUGGGGAUGUGCCCUGAAGUGGAUCCCACGGUGUCGCCUGAACCCCCCACUCCAAGUCCGACCGUUGCCGAUGAACCCGCCGUUGAAGCUGCUGAGGAAGUUGUGCCUGAGGAGGCUCCUGCUGCAACUACUUCUGCUGAUUGCGAGAAUACUCUGAGUAGCAACCCAGCUUGUACCUUUGGAGGAUUGUGCAGUUGCGAGGAACUUGUCAAUGCGCCUCAAGUUGAGGGCGACGGAUGCGAUGGUGUGUACAAGAACUCUUUUGGAGAUAUUGCUAUUCUCUCCGUGUGCGCCAAGUACUGUGGCUGCCCAGAUAAGGAACCUCCUGCUGUUGCUGCCCCUAGCGGUCCCUCCUUUUGCUUCUCCGAGGAUUCGACGGUCGAGGUACUUGGAAAAGGAACAGUUUCAAUGAAGCAUCUCAAUGUUGGUGACAAGGUCCAUGGAGCUCAUAGUACCUAUGAACCAGUGUAUGGCUUUGCUCACUACGACAGAGCCGGGAAGACAGAGUUUCUAAAGAUCCACAUGAAAGGCAACAAUUGGGGGCCACUUGAAGUGACAGGAGAUCAUUUGGUAUACGUUAACGAGAAGUUUCUUCCUGCAAAGUCUGUCCAAGUUGGCGAUUCGCUGCAGGUGGAAGACGGCUCUGCGGUUGUUACCAAGAUCACUCGAAGGUGGAAAACGGGGCUCUACGCUCCUCUUACACCUUCCGGAACUCUUCUUGUUAACGGUGUCAAGGUAUCGUCCUAUGUUACACUCACGAGAGAUAAAGAUCCCCAGCAGCUCCAGUUGAAUUUGUUGGCGCAGCAUGAAUUCAUUCACAUGAUGUUGAGCCCUUUGCGCAUGGCCUGUAUGGGAGUCGCUCCCAGUCUUUGCAGCAAUGCUCAUAUUGAUGAACAAAGCGGUUACCAUCCCUUUGUUGGCUUGGGAAUCCGUUUGGCCAAUUUGGUUGACCACAAGCUCAACAUUGUCCUACAGGCAGUUCUCUUCUGUAUGGCAGUUUGCGUCGUCUAUCCUUUGUAUUUGGUCGAAUCCAUCUUUGGGGCCGCGCUUGUCCCCGGCGUCAUUGCUGGAUUGGCGGUCGUGGUUGCCGCAGUCAAGUGGUGGAAACCCAAUACCAAUGUCCGUGUCUUUUGGAAGAAUUUGAAGUUGAAGAUGGCCUAG